GGACAGGGAAGAGGCUGUCGGGAAAUGGCGGCCGCGGCCGGGCUGGGGCUUCAGCGGGAGGCAGCAGAGGGGAAGUGGCCAGCGUGGCGAAUGACGGAAGGUGGCGAGGGAGAGGAAGAGGGGUCGGGUGUCCGCGGAGCUCCAAGAGGGAAGACAAUCGCUUUGCCAAACACGGCAGGGCAUCUGGAAAGGCCUGGGAACCUCACCCGCCCUCCCAGGCCCUUCGGGCUCUUUUCGGUCCCACUAGGAGGAGGGGGAGGGCGGCAGGUGGGACCGGGCACAGGUCUAGUCGUGCGACAGGAGAAGGGAAGGAAGGGCCGGCCCCAGCUGGGUCCUCCUUGCGUCUGGCCUGUGCCGGACGCCCCCGACUCCGAGUGAUCUCGGGCCGGUCCCCGGGGGAGUCCAGCUUCUCGCGCCAGGGGAGUUCUCAGCCCCAGGGCAGUCCAGGGAUUAGGCGGAAGGGGGCACGCAGCCACCUGGCCGGGGCAGGGGGAGCUGCGAGGAGCCUUUUUUUUUUUUUUCCUACGCAGAGCCCCUUGCGUGACACACAGUAGGCGCUCAAUACAUGUUUAUUUUCAGCUGAGUGUUGCUUCAACUUUUAUGGCUUGUGAUAAAUCCUUAUCCUUCUGUUCUAGAAACUCGCAUUGUCUACUGGAUCAAGGACAGACAGCUCACCAACCAUGACAGCACCAUACUGGAACUUCAAAAAGUUCUGAAAACAUGUUGUAGUUCGGUGUAGCACUGUUUGCGGCGAGGAGAAAGGAAGGAGAGGAGAAAACUGCACUGGAUCAAGGAGGUCUUCCCAUAGGCCUGCAGUAGGGCUGUUUACCAUUGGAAGCAAGGGAAAGAGGAGGAGACCAAUCUAGAAGCAUGGAGAUCUGCCUGCAUGUCUGCUGCAGGGCUUAAGAUCACUGGAAGCAAAGAAACAAAGAGGAGAUUGCUCCUGAUCAGUAUAGACUGGUCCAGAGAUCUCAUGAAUUUAUAUAUCUACUUUAGGGUGUAUUGCCAAGAGAAGCAAGAGGAGAGGAGGGAACUGCCUCGGAUCAUUACAGGUCCACCUCCAGAGGCAGCUGUAGUGGCCUUUGAGUGGCUGAAGACCAGCACCCUCACAGGCCUACACCCACAACUACCACUCUCUUUACCCCAGCCCGAGUGCGCUCUACCAUACCUUGUUCGUGCUUUUAGCAGGGGUGAUUACAUGGGCCGCAUUCAGGAAGUGGGCUGGGUGACUGCAGGACUGGUGAUCUGGGCUGGCACCUGCUACUACAUUUACAAAUUUACCAAGGGAAGAGCCCAGAGUGUGAGGACUCUUGCCAGAAAUGGAUCCACAGUUAAGAUGGAGACUGUGGUUGGGGUACAGAGCCAGACCUUGGCCAUAAAUGAAGCAGAGAUUAAGACUAAACCCCAAGCCGAGAUUGGAGCAGAAACUGGAGCAAGAAGUGGGCCUGGGGCUGAAGUAGAGACCAAGGCCACUGCUAUAGCCAUACACAGAGCCAACUCUCAGGCCAAAGCAAUGGUUGGGGCAGAGCCAGAGACUCAAUCUGAGUCCAAAGUGGUGGCUGGAACACUGGUCAUGACAGAGGCAGUGACUCUGACUGAGGUCAAGGCCAAAGCCAGGGAAGUGGCCAUGAAAGAAGCAGUGACCCAAACUGAUGCUGAGGCUGGCAAAAUAGUUAAGAAAGAAGCAGUGACACAGACCAAGGCUAAAGCUUGGGCGCUGGUUGCCAAGACAGAGGCCAAGAGAGAAGCAAUGACCCAGACCAAAGCUGAAACUCAUAUAUUGGCUGAAAAAGAGACAGAGAUUAACAGAGUAAUGGUUACACAGAGUGAGACCUUGGCAGUACCCAGGGAAGUGGCCAAGAUGGGGGCCACGAACAAGACUGGAAUUGUGGAUGAAACCAAGACAAGAGCUCUGGAAGAGACUGUGAGUGUGGCUAAGACUCAGUCUGAGGCCAGGCCUGGUGCCACAGUUGAUGCUAGGGGAAAUCCCAAUAGCAUGUCCAGGGAGGUGGCUGGAGUGGACAUGAAGUCCUGUGCACAGUCUCAGGCUGUGACCAAGAUCCAGGGUGAUGACAUGCCUGGUACUGGGGUUGAGGACAUGGGGAAUUGUAAAACCAUGUCUAGGGCAGAGUGUGGGGCAGACACGAGGGCUUCUGCUCAGCCUCAAAUUUUUGCCAAAACCCAGACUGAGGCCAUUCCUGGGGCAAAGAUUGAUGCUGGGGGUAACACCAAUGCCAUGUGUAAGGUGGGGGCAGGGGCAGAUGUGAGAGCUUGUAUACAACCUCAGACUGUGGCCAAGAAACAGGCUGAGGUGACGUCUGGUGCCAGGGUUGAUGGUAGGGGAAAUACCAAUGUCAUAUCUAAGGCAAUAACUGGAGCUGACAUGAGAGCAGCUGCUCAGCCUCAAGCUGUUGCCAGUACUCAUGCUGAGGCCAUGUCUGAUGCCAAGGUUAAGAACAGAGGCAAUCCCAAUGCCAUGACUAAAGCAGGGGCCAAGGCAAACUUGAGGGCCAAUUCCCAGGUUGAGGCCUUGCCUGAUGCCAGGGAUAAGAGCAGAGGCAAUCCCAGUGUUAUGGCUAAGGUGGGGGAUGGGACAGACAUGUUGUCCUGUACACAGCCUCAGCUUGUGGCCAGUGUUCAGGCUGAUACCUUGUCUGAUGGCAAAAUUAAGGUCAGGGGCAAUGUCAAUACCAUGCCUAAGGAAGGAGCUGGGGUGGAUAUGAAAGCUCAAGGUAUGGCCCAGAGCCAGGGUGAAGCCUUACCUAAUACUAGAGGUAAGGCUAGGGGCAAAGCCAAAGCCAAGUGUAAGACAGGGGCUGGGAUGGACAUGAAAACCUGUACACAACCUCAGGCUGGGGUCAAGACCCCAGCUGAGGCCUUGCUUAAUUCCAGGGUUGAUGGUAGGGGCAAUCCUAAUGCCACUUCUAAAGCCGGGACUAAGGCAGACCAGAGGGUCUGUGGUCAGCCCCUGGUUGUGGCCAAUCCCCAGGGUGAGGCCUUGCCUGGUGCCAAGAAUAAAGUCAAGGGCAAUCCCCAUACUGUGCUUAAGGUGGGGGCUGGAGAAGGUACAACAGACUCUGCCCAGCCUGAGGCAGUGGUCAGUUUCCAGGGUGAGGCCUUGCUUGGUACCAAGAAUAAAGUUAAGGGUAAUCCCAAUGUUGUGCUUAAGGCAGAAGUUGGGGCAGGUGCAAUGGGCACUGCCCAGCUUCAGAUUAUGGCCAGUUCCAAGGGUGAGGCCUUGCUUGAUUCUAAGAAUAAGGUCAAGGGUAAUUCCAAUGCUGUGUCUAAGGCAGGGGCUGGGACAGAUACAACAGGCUCUGUCCAGCCCCAGAUUGUGGCCAAUUCCCAGGGUGAGGUCUUGCCUGGUGUCAAGAAUAAGGUCAGAGGCAAUCCCACUACUGUGCCUAAUUCAGGGGUUGGGCCAUAUACAACAGACUCUGCCCGGCCCCAGGCUGUGGCCAAUUCUCAGGGUGAGGUCUUGCCUGGUGCCAAAAAUAAGGUCAAGGCCAAUCUUAAUGCUGUGUCUAAGGCAGAAGCUGGGAUGGGUGCAACAGGCUCUGUCCAGCCCCAGGCUGUGGCUAAUUCCCAUUGUGAGACCUUGCCUGGUGCCAAGAAUAAGGUCAGGGGAAAUUGGAAUGCUGUGUCUAAGGCAGGGGCUGGGAUGGAUACAAGGGGCUCUGCCCAGCCCCAGGCUGUGGCCAAUUCCCAGGGUGAAGUCUUGCCUGGUGCCAAGAAUAAGGUCAAGGGCAAUCCCAAUGUCGUGUCUAAGGCAGGGGCCAGAGAAGAUACAGUGGGCUCUACCCAGCCUCAGGUUUUGGCCAGCUCCCAGCGUGAGACCUUGCCUGGUGCCAGGAAUAAGGUCAAGGGCAAUUCCAAUGUUGUGUCUAAGGCAGGGGCCAGAGAAGAUACAAUGGGCUCUGCCCAGCCUCAGGUUGUGGCCAGCUCCCAGCGUGAGACCUUGCCUGGUGCCAGGAAUAAGGUCAAGGGCAAUUCCAAUGUUGUGUCUAAGGCAGGGGCCAGAGAAGAUACAAUGGGCUCUGCCCAGCCUCAGGUUGUGGCCAACUCCCAGCAUGAGACCUUGCCUGGUGCCAGGAAUAAGGUCAAGGGCAAUUCCAAUGCUAUUUCUAAGGCAGAGGCUGGGGCAGGCAUAAUGGGCUCUGUCCAGGUCCAGGUUGUGGCCAGUUCUCAGGGUGAGGUCUUGCCUGGGGCCAAAAAUAAGGUCAGGGGCAAUUCCAAUGCUGUGCCUAAGGCAGAGGCUGGGGCAGAUACAGUGGGCUCUGCCCAGCCCCAAGCUGUCGCUAAUUCCCAGAGUGAGACCUUGCUUGGUGCCAGGAAUAAGGUCAAGGGCAAUACCAUUGCUGUGCCUAAAGCAGGGACUGGGGCAGGCACAAGGCACUCUGCCCAGCCUCAGAUUGUGGCCGGUUCCCAGGGUGAGACCUUGCCUGGGGCAAGGGACAAGUCUAUGCCCACUUCUGAGGCAGAAGCCACAGCAGAAGAUGAGGCCUAUGCAAAGCCUGAGGCUGAGGCCAUGCCCACUUCUGAGAGUGAGGGUGGGUCAGGCACUCAAGCCUGCAGAAAGACUCAGCCUAACAUCCAUGACUACUACUGGAAUGGGAUUGGUGUUGAAGACUGGAUUGCUGCUGAGCGGUGGAUCAAAUUUAGGUUUCAGACCAUGGAUGGAGACUGGGAAAAUAGCGUGUCCUGGGCUGAUGAUGAGAAUGAAGCCAGUAUUGGGUCCUGGAGUGGGGCUAGUGAUAAGGCUGGGAUUAUUCGGUCUUGGGCUGUGGCUUGUGAUGAGACCAGUGUUAAGUCCUGGGCUGGGGCCAGGGCUGAGAAUGUGGUUGGUAUUGGGACUUGGGCUAGAGCUGGGGAGCAGGCCAGUGGAGGGCUCUGGGCUGGGGGUCAGACUAGUGAGGGGACCUGGGCUGGGGACAAGGCCAGUGGAGGAGCCUGGACUGGGGCUGAGAACCAGGCCAGUGGGGGGUCUUGGGCUCUCGCUGGGAAUCAGGCCAUUGGAGAGCUUUGGGCUGCGGGUCAGGCCAGUGAUGGGUCCUGGCCUGGGGGACAGGCCAGUGGGGUGUCCUGGGUUGGGGAAGAGGCCAUUGGAGGGUCCUGGACUGGGGCUGAGAACCAAGCCAGUGGAGGGUCUUGGGCUGGAGCUGGGGCUGGGAAUAUGAGUAGUAUUUCAUACUGGGCUGGGGUUGUGGAUCAGGCCGGUGGAGGGUCCUGGGCUGCGACUAGUGAUCAAUCUGGUGGUGGGUCCAAGCCUAGAUUUGAGGAUCAAGCCAGUGGAGAAGGGUCCUGGGCUGGGGCUGGUGGCCAGGCUAGUGGAGGGUCAAUGUUGGGGCCUGAGGACCAGUCCAGUGGAAGGUCUUGGGCUGACACUGCAGACCAAGCCAGUGGAGGGUCUAGGCUGGGCCACGUAGAUCAGUCCAGUGGUGGGGCCUGGGCUGGGACACUUGAUCAGUCUGGUGGUGGGUCCAAGCCUAGAUUUGAAAAUCACACCACUGAAGAAGGGUCUUGGGCUGGGGCUGGUGGCCAGGCUGGUGGAGGGUCCAAGGUGGGGCCUGAAGACCAGUCCAGUGGAAGGUCAUGGGCUAACUCUGGGGACCAAAUCAGUGGAGGAUUCUUAGUUGGGAUUGUGGACCAGGCCAAUGGAGGGUCCUGGACUGGGGCUGGGCAUCCAGCUAGUGUUGGGCCAAAGCCUAUAUUUGAGGAUCAGGUCAGUGGCAGAGGGUCCUGGGCUGAUGCCGGGGAGCAGGUUGUUGGAGAUUCUAGGCUGGGGCUUAGGGACCAGUCUAGUGGAGAUUCCUGGGCUGGCACUGGGGACCAGGCCAGUGGAUGGUUCUGUGUUUGCCCUGGGAGUCAGACGAAUGGAGGGUCUUGGGGUGGGGCUAGUGGCCAGGAUGUUGGAGGGUCUAGGCCAGGGCCCACGAACCAGUCCAGUGCUGGGUCCUGGGAUAGCACUGGGAGUCAGGUCAGUGGAAGCUGCUGGACUGGGGCUGGGGCUGUGGAUCAGGCUGGUGGUUGUUCCAAACCUGGAUUUGAGGAUCAGGCCAUUGGAGGGGGAUUCUGGCCUGGUGCUGGGGACCAGACUGGUGGAGGCUCCAGGCCAGGGUCUGAGGAUCAGUCCAGUGGAAUAGGUUCCUGGGGUGUGGCUGGUGGCCAGGUCCUUGGGGGAGCUAGGCCGGGGCCUGCAGACCAGUCCAGUGGUGGAUCCUGGGCUGGCACUGGGAAUCAGUCCAGUGGAAGGUCCUGGAUUGGGCCUGGGGAUCAGGCUGGUGACUGUUCCAAGCCUGAAUUUGAGGAUCAGGCUUGUGGAGGAGGCUCCUGGGCUGGUGCUGGGAGCCAAGCCAGUGGAGAAUCCUGGGCUGGAUCUAGGCCUGGGAAUGAGGCCAUUGGAGGAUCUAGGAUGGGAUCUGAGGACCAGGCCACUGGAGGAUCCUGGGCUAGAUCUGAGGACCAGGCCAGUGGAAGGUUCCAGGUCAGUUUUGAGGUAGAGGCCAAUGAAGGAUUCUGGUUUGGGCCUGGAGCUGAGGCUGUUAUAGGGUCUUGGUGCUGGACAGAGGAAAAAGCUGAUAUUGUGUCCAGGCCUGAUGAUAAAGAUGAGGCCACUACUGCAUCCAGAUCAGGGGCUGUGGAAGAGGCCAUCAUUUGUUCUAGGAUUGAGGCUGAGAACAAGGCUAGUAGUGGCUCCUGGAUUAGAUCUGAGGAGGUGGCUUAUAUGGGCUCCUGUGUAGGGGCUGGGGCUGGGGCUGAGGCUGGGGCUGAAGCUGGGGCUGAGGCUGGGGCUAGGGCUGGGGCUGAGGCUGGGGCUGAGGCUGAGGCUGGGCCUGAGGCUGGGGCUGGGGCUGGGGCUGAGGCUGGAGCUGGGACUGAGGCUGGGGCUGGGGCUGGGGCUGAGGCUGGGGCUGGAACUGAGGCUGGGGCUGGGGCUGAGGCUGGGGCUGAGGCUGGGGCUGAGGCUGGGGCUGGGGCUGGGACUGGGGCUGAGGCUGAGGCUGGGGCUGGGGCUGGGGCUGGGGCUGAGGCUGGGGCUGGAACUGAGGCUGGGGCUGGGGCUGAGGCUGGGUCUGGAACUGAGGCUGGGGCUGGGGCUGAGGCUGGGGCUGGGACUGAGGCUGGGGCUGGGGCUGGGACUGAGGCUGGGGCUGGGGCUGGGGCUGGUGCUGGGGCUGAGGCUGGGGCUAGGGCUGAGGCUGAGGUUGGGGCUGGGGCUGGGGCUGGGGCUGGGGCUGGGGCUGGGGCUGGGGCUGAGGCUCGGGCUGAGGCUGGGGCUGGGGCUGGGGCUGAGGCUGGGGCUGAGGCUGGGCCUGGGGCUGAGUCUGGGGCUGGGGUUUGGUCCUGGGAUGGAGAUGCAACCACUGUAGAGUCUAGGCUUGGGGCUGGGGAAGAGGCUGGUGUAGAGUCCUGGACCUUGGCUAGGGAUGUGGGAGAGGAUGAGCUAAGUAGAGAGUCCAGCCCUGAUAUUGAGGAGAUCAGUUUAAGGUCUUUGUUUUGGGCUGAGAGUGAGAACAGUAAUACGUUCAGAUCUAAGAGUGGGAAAGAUGCCAAUUUUGAGUCUGGAGCUGGGGAUAACACCAGCAUCAAGGAUAAGUUUGAGGCUGCUGGUGGAGUUGAUAUAGGGUCUUGGUUCUGUGCUGGUAAUGAAAACACAAGUGAGGACAAAUCUGCACCUAAGGCUAAAGCCAAAAAGUCAUCUGAGUCAAGAGGCAUAUAUCCGUCCAUGGUCCCUGGGGCAGGAAUGGGGUCAUGGGAUGGAGCCAUGAUCUGGUCGGAAACUAAGUUUGCACACCAAAGUGAGGCCAGCUUCCCAGUUGAAGAUGAGUCCAGAAAACAAACCAGGACUGGGGAAAAAACUCGGCCCUGGUCUUGCCGCUGUAAACACGAAGCUAAUAUGGAUCCACGAGAUCUUGAAAAACUCAUUUGCAUGAUUGAGAUGACUGAAGAUCCUUCUGUUCAUGAAAUAGCCAAUAAUGCUUUAUAUAACAGUGCUGAUUAUUCUUAUUCUCAUGAAGUUGUUCGUAAUGUAGGUGGAAUUUCAGUUAUUGAAAGCUUGCUCAAUAAUCCCUACCCCAGUGUUAGGCAGAAGGCUUUAAAUGCACUGAAUAAUAUCUCAGUGGCUGCUGAAAACCAUAGGAAGGUUAAAACUUACUUAAACCAAGUAUGUGAAGACACUGUCACCUAUCCCUUGAAUUCAAAUGUGCAGUUGGCUGGACUAAGGUUGAUAAGGCAUCUGACUAUUACCAGUGAAUAUCAGCAUAUGGUUACAAAUUAUAUUUCAGAAUUUCUUCGUUUGUUAACGGUGGGAAGUGGAGAAACUAAAGACCAUGUUUUGGGAAUGCUUUUGAAUUUCUCUAAAAAUCCAUCUAUGACAAAAGACUUGCUCAUUGCCAAUGCACCAACAUCACUGAUUAACAUUUUUAGCAAGAAAGAGACAAAGGAGAAUAUUCUUAAUGCUCUUUCACUAUUUGAAAAUAUAAAUUACCAUUUUAAAAGAAGAGCAAAAGCAUUUACCCAGGACAAAUUCAGUAAAAAUUCCCUUUAUUUCCUAUUCCAACGACCUAAAGCAUGUGCCAAGAAACUUCGAGCCUUAGCAGCAGAAUGCAAUGACCCUGAGGUGAAAGAGAGAGUUGAGCUAUUAAUAAGUAAACUCUGAUUGGCUGUAUGUUCCCAAACAAAUUUGAGUAAUAUUUUGGUUUUGCACUCUGGAAGUAAUGCACAUUGUAAAUUGCAUUAUAACUUUGAAACUGAUGUUACCUAUGAUGGUCUAUAGCUGGACCAUUUUAUGAACACCAAAUGAAUUCAAGCUUGUACUAAAAAUACGUGUGUUGAUUUUUAUCUUGUCUGGAUUGAGAUAUUUUUAGUAUGCUUCAUGAGCAGAAACUGAAUGGAUUCUUCAUAAGUAAGGUAAUCUUUGGUCCUUUGUGUGGACUUAUGUUUAUACAUUUAAGACUUUAUUUUUAUGUCAUCAAUAAAGUUGUGUGUUUUAA
This is a messenger RNA of Gorilla gorilla gorilla (western lowland gorilla), 8993 nucleotides long. It is a transcript of the gene ARMCX4, whose product is annotated as armadillo repeat containing X-linked 4. The record is from RefSeq and is a predicted model, not a curated record. The transcript has 6 exons. Bases 887 to 8659 code for a protein of 2590 amino acids. Gene Ontology annotation, molecular function: protein binding. NCBI's taxonomy places the organism in Eukaryota, Metazoa, Chordata, Mammalia, Primates, Hominidae.